AUGGCAUGCAGGAUUCCCGAGGUGGCCAGUCUGGUGAAGGAGGCACAGGAGGUGUUCCAGAAGGUGUUUGGAGGUGCGGCGCUGGUGGCAGCCGUGGCGCCAGGGCGAGUCAACAUUAUCGGUGAACACACGGAUUAUAAUGACGGAUUCGUGUUUCCCAUGGCACUCCCCAUGGUGACGGUGGUGGUGGGGCGGCGUGUGGAGGGUAGCCGCUGCAGAGUCCACACCACGUCCCCCAUGGCCGACAAGCCCCAUCAGGUGGAGUUCCCGGCCCCCUCUCCAUCCGCUCCCCUGCAGCCUGGCUCCCCCUCCUGGGCUAACUAUGUCAAGGGGGUGGUUGCAAAUUUUCAAGGCAGCAUUAGUGGCUUUGAUGCUGUAGUGACCACCUCAGUGCCGCUUGGGGGAGGCCUCUCAAGCAGUGCCUCCCUGGAGGUGGCCACGUACACCUUCCUAGAGGCACUCACUGGCAUCCACGCUCCGAGCCUGAGGGAGAAGGCCCUGGCGUGUCAGAGGGCGGAGCAUGACUUUGCCAACAUGCCGUGUGGAAUCAUGGACCAGUUUAUCUCCACCAUGGGCAAGCAAGGCAAUGCUCUGCUCAUUGACUGCAGGUCAAUGGAGUCCACACUGGUGCCGCUGAGUGACCCGAGUGUCACACUGGUCAUCACCAACAGCAAUGUGCGGCACACACUCUCAGGCAGCGAGUACCCGACGCGGCGCAGGCAGUGCUCUGAAGCUGCUGCCGCCCUGGGGAAGCAGAGUUUGCGGGAUGCCACCAUGAAGGACUUGGAAGAGCACAAGUCGUCCCUGAGUGAGGAGGCAUUCCGGAGAGCACGGCAUGUCAUAUCAGAGAUCGGCCGCACACAGCAGGCGGUGGAGGUGCUGAAGCGGGGUGAUUACACCACUUUUGGCAAGCUGAUGACCGACUCCCACUACUCCCUCAGGGACGACUUUGAAGUGUCAUGCCCCGAGUUGGACCAGCUGGUGGUAGCGGCAGUGGAGGUGCAGGGGGUGUUUGGCUCAAGGAUGACAGGUGGAGGCUUUGGUGGCUGUACUGUGAGUCUGAUGAAGGUGGAGAGUGUGGACAAAUUCAUUGCUCACACUCGCCAAAAAUACAAUGGAUCCCCGACUUUUUACGUGUGUUCCCCAUCAGAGGGCGCCCACAGCCUGCCCCUGUAAUGCCACAUUUGUAAUGUAGAGUACUGGUACAGAUCCUUUGUUCAGGGUUAUCCUCUCUUAGCCAGCUUAAGACAAUAGUGAAGGCAGUGCUCUUCCUUAUCUUCUAGUUCUUAUUUUCUUCUGCGACAUUGUGCUGUAAUAGAGGCAUGUUUAUUUCUUGUGGGUUUUUUUCACAUACUUUGUUUUUGAAUGAGUGAUGUGUGGUAUUUUUUUUUUUUUUGUGUUUAAUUUGAAGGUGUUUUUGAGGGAGAUUUAAAGAGUCAGAUGAAUUUAUGGAUGAGGAUGAUCAAGUGGAAAUGGGUAGGCAUGUUUCAAACAGGGACUGCCACGUGUAGGCCUGACGGCUCACUGCAGCCUUCCUUACGUUCUUGUAUUUUCUCAGUGUGUGAAGGAGGCAAGCCAAGGGAACAAAAAGAGAGGCAAAAAAGCUCCCAAGAAAAAAUAGUUCAAAUCACUGGCCAGUUUAAUUAAAGCUUGCUCAAUUUCACUUUUACAUUUGUAUUUACUUGAGUCGCUGCUUUGGAUUGUAACCAUUGUGUCUUCUUAAUAACUCACUAAUAAUUAUUACAUUAACCUGUUUGUUAUCUUUGCAUUUCAUAUUUUUGUUCUGUUAUUUCUUUUAUAAUAUACUAAUGAAUAUUCA
This is a messenger RNA of Scylla paramamosain (green mud crab), 1819 nucleotides long. RefSeq names its product galactokinase-like. Lineage: Eukaryota; Metazoa; Arthropoda; Malacostraca; Decapoda; Portunidae. Bases 1 to 1176 code for a protein of 391 amino acids. The transcript has 8 exons. Gene Ontology annotation, biological process: galactose metabolic process; carbohydrate phosphorylation. Gene Ontology annotation, molecular function: ATP binding; galactokinase activity. The record is from RefSeq and is a predicted model, not a curated record. Gene Ontology annotation, cellular component: cytosol; cytoplasm.